UCCGCUGCUAAGACCUGGCUGGCUGCGCCCUCCACGAGCAGAACAACUCUCUGGAUCCCCAUGGUUGCCAAGGCCAAGAAGGUUGCUUAUUUCGCGCAUCUCGAGGAGGCGCUCAACUCGUACGCGCGGGCGUGCAUCGUCGACUUUGACUUCGUCGGCUCGAAGCAGGUCAGCGACAUUCGCGUCGCCCUGCGCGGCAAGGCUGAGCUGAUCCACGGCAAGAACACGAUGAUCCGCAAGUGCAUCCGUGACAUGGUUGCGCGCGAGGAGGAGCCGCGCGAGGACUGGGAGUCGAUCGUCAACGUCAUGCGCGGCAACCUCGGCUUCAUCUUCACCAACGGCGACAUCAACGAGGUGAUCGAGGUCCUCGAGGAGUACGUCAAGCCUGCGGCGGCCAAGGCGGGCGUCAUCGCCCCCGCCAGCUGCACGAUCCCGAAAGGGCCGACGGGGCUCGACCCCGCGCAGACCAGCUUUUUCCAGGCGCUCAACAUCGCCACCAAGAUCAACAAGGGCUCCAUCGAGAUCAUCAACGACUGCGAGGUGAUCAAGGUUGGCAACAAGGUUGGUACCUCGGAGGCCGCGCUGCUGACAAAGCUCGGCGUCAAGCCGUUCGAGUACGGCUUGCGCCUCGUCUACAUUUACGAGGGCGGCAUCUUCUCGCCCGACGUGCUCAAGAUCACCGACGCCGACCUCGCGGCCAAGUUUGCCGAGGGCGUCGGCUUCGUCGCCGCCCUCUCUCUCGGCGUGGGCAUCCUGACGGAGGCGUCGCUCUCGUCGGUCAUCCUCGGCGGCUUCAAGAACGUGUGCGCGCUCGCGCUCGAGGCCGACUUCAUCGAGUUCCCGCAGGUCGAGAAGAUCAAAGAAUUUGUCGACGACCCGGAGGCGUGGUGCGCCAAGUACGGCGGCGGUGGCGGCGGCGGCGGCGGCGGCGCGCCGGCGCCUGCGGCGGCUAAGGCGCCGGAGCCGGAGCCCGAAGAGGAGGAGGAGGAGAUGGGUUUCGACCUGUUCGACUAGAGCUGGCCGCGCGACAGGGGCAAAUGAGACGGUUACGUGGAGGGUUUGGCAAGGUCCGAGUUUGGCGUCGCUCCCCGCGCAUGUGUCUCGGCACCGCAUAUGUCUUGAUUAAUUACGUGUACCAAAAAGCCUUC
Molecule: messenger RNA, 1148 nt
Organism: Emiliania huxleyi CCMP1516
Lineage: Eukaryota; Haptophyta; Isochrysidales; Noelaerhabdaceae
Exons: 5
Coding region: 61-1014 (317 amino acids)
Biological process (GO): ribosomal large subunit assembly; ribosome biogenesis; cytoplasmic translation
Cellular component (GO): cytosolic large ribosomal subunit
Molecular function (GO): large ribosomal subunit rRNA binding; structural constituent of ribosome
Source: RefSeq, a predicted model, not a curated record